UUUUUUUUUUGUAUUCUUCCAUCUUACUGUAUUAUUAUAUUUAUAAUCAUCCAAUACCCCAUUCUGUUUUUUUUUUUUUGAUUGAUUAUAAUCAUCCACAUACAUAUAUAUACAUACGUCCUAUAAAAAACACAAUUCAUCAUGUCAUCCAUCGAAAAACCAUCAUCGACAGAAAAACGAUUUGACAUAACUAGUGUGGAGGAAGAUUAUGAAGCAUCUAUUAGAACUAAUUCUGGUCAUGGUCAAUGUUCAUCCUUCAUGGCUUACUGGAAUGUCGUUUGUGUCGUGGCUGGUACUGGUACACUUGGUUUACCUUAUGCUUUACGACAAGGUGGAUGGUUCGGUUUAUUCAUUUUAUUUCUCUCUUGGAGUAUGUCCAUUUAUACUGGGAUCAUCCUUGUAAAAUGUCUUUACGCAAAACCUGGUCAUCGAAUGUCAACGUUCAAAGAAAUAUCAACCACUUGUUUUGGCAAGGUUGGAGGAUGGGUCACUUUCUUCUUCUUGGCUUGGAUUCUUCUCGGUGCUCCUACUCUUUAUAUGGUGUUAGCUGGUCAAAAUUUAAGUCAACUAUGUCAUGGUACUGUAGCUGAACUCAAUGGUACCUAUUGGACCAUCAUCAUGUGUGUUGUCAUUGGUAUUCCUUUUGUCCUAGUCAAAUCCAUGAAGGAAGUGGCAUGGAUGAGUGCUUUUGGUUCAGUUGCUACGGUUGUUGUAGUGUUGAUUGUUUUGAUCAUGGCUUGUAUGGAUGAAAAGGCUCAAAUGGCAAAAGGUGUUGUUCAUGACGGUGUUAUCUGGCCUCAAUUCCCUGCUGCCUUGGCAACUAUCUCGUUCAGUUUCGGUGGCAAUGUAAUUUAUCCUCAUGUUGAAGCUUCCAUGGCAAGACCCAAACAAUGGCCCUGGGUAAUUGGUGCUGGUCUUUCCACUUGUGCCUUUUUAUAUAUUUUGUGUGCUGUGCCCGGUUAUUACAUUUAUGGUCGCGACACUACAAGUCCCAUCUACAACAAUCUUCCUGCCGGUGUUGGUCAAACAAUCGCCAUCGUUCUUAUCACCCUUCACGUCUUGAUGGCCGCACCUCUUCUCACCACAUCCUUGUCACUCGAUUUGGAAGAUAUGUUCAACAUCACUGUCGAACGUUUUGGAAAAUGGAAAGAAUUCUUCAUCCGUGCUUGUCUUCGUAUUGCCAUCAUUGUGAUCGUCGCCAUCAUUGCCUGCUUUGUACCUUACUUUUCCUUGUUGAUGGGUUUGAUUGGUUCCUUCUCUAAUUGUGUACUCAUCUUUGUCUUCCCUGUCCUCUAUUACUUCAAAUUGACUGGUUUCCGAAACAAGCCCAUCUACGAAAUUGCCUGGUGUUUCUUGACUAUUGUUCUCGGUAUUGUAGGUUUGAUUUUUGGUACGCGUGAUGCUAUCCUUGGUUUGAUAGACGCCACUCAACACAAAUAGAUACUCCUUUCUUUAUUAUGAUCCCUUUCCUUACUGUGAUCUCUCUCUUUUAGUGGAUGCUAUUAUUAUUAUUAUUAUUAUUAUUAUUAUUAUU
Messenger RNA from Halteromyces radiatus, 1534 nucleotides. Its product is annotated as transmembrane amino acid transporter protein-domain-containing protein. The record is from RefSeq and is a predicted model, not a curated record. The transcript has 3 exons. Lineage: Eukaryota; Fungi; Mucoromycota; Mucoromycetes; Mucorales; Cunninghamellaceae. Gene Ontology annotation, biological process: amino acid transmembrane transport. Gene Ontology annotation, molecular function: amino acid transmembrane transporter activity. The coding region runs from base 142 to 1440 and encodes 432 amino acids. Gene Ontology annotation, cellular component: vacuolar membrane.